Molecule: messenger RNA, 1185 nt
Organism: Neoarthrinium moseri
Lineage: Eukaryota; Fungi; Ascomycota; Sordariomycetes; Amphisphaeriales; Apiosporaceae
Exons: 6
Coding region: 1-1185 (394 amino acids)
Molecular function (GO): oxidoreductase activity
Source: RefSeq, a predicted model, not a curated record
AUGGCUCCAUUCAUAUCAACCGAUGCGGGCCUUUCAAAGUCCAUCGACAAUAACGACCGGCAAGAAUAUUAUUCAUCUGGGCUGCGUGCGCGUUUUCUUAUCGAUGCCAACAAAGCUUCCCAGGUGAUCAAUCAAGAACCAGAGCCUACUGCAGAUAUUGGAUAUUAUGUCAACGAAGAAGCUUUCAAACGACGAUCCCAGAAGAGCCUGGCCCGCAGGGAUCUUUUAACCACUGUGCCGCAUGGGUGGCCCUUAAAGUUGGAAGGAACGGGUCUUCAAAGCAACCAAGUCUCGCGUAACACUUUUCCUCUACCUAAUCUCGGCAAGAAGUUGGCUGAUAUAUGUUACGAUAUUUAUGAUGGGAGAGGUUUCGCUAUUCUACGGGGGCUUGACCCCGAUGUUUACGAUAUUGAGGAUUUGACUGCUGUGUAUCUUGGGGUGUCCAGCUACAUUGGCGAGCGCCGGGGCAAGCAAGAUCAGAGAGGCUCAAUGCUGAUGCACGUCAUCUGUCGCAAUGAUGAAGACCGCGACGUUCGUUAUACUGAAGACAAGCCAUUCCACACAGAUACGGUGACUGACUGCUUGUGUCUAUUUACACAAAGUCUCGCCGCCGAUGGUGGUCGAAGUGUCAUCACUUCUGCUUGGACUGUAUACAAUGAGCUUGCAUCAACACGUCCAGAUCUAAUCCACGUUUUGGCUGAGGGCAACUGGCCAUUUGAUACCUUCGGACGAAACCCAUCGUACUACAAGCGGCCUCUGUUCUUCUAUCACAAGGAGAAGCUCAUCGCCUCGUUUUCACGUCGAUUGCUUGUCGGGCAUGAGCCUUAUGACAAGCGGACCCCUGGAAUCCCCGGACUCACAGAGAAGCAGGCAGAGGCCCUUGACGCAGUUCACUUCAUUGGUAGAAAGCAUGAGAUCAAGCCUCUUAUGGAGAAGGGCGACCUGAGAUUCAUAAACAACAUGGGAGUGCUCCACCGGAGAGAGGCAUUCCAGGACAGCGUGGCUCGUGCUCGACAUCUUGUACGCAUCUGGCUUAAUAACGAGAUGAUGUGCUGGAAGUUACCACGAGAACUGCGCGUUGCUUGGGCACGAGUCUUCGAGGACGAUGAGCGCGAGUCUCACUGGGAUAUUGUGCCGCCCCGCGAAGGGGGUAAGGUCUUACGGGUAGCUGGUACUUGUGACUGA